This is a messenger RNA of Candidula unifasciata, 818 nucleotides long. The record is from the annotation of a GenBank genome assembly. NCBI's taxonomy places the organism in Eukaryota, Metazoa, Mollusca, Gastropoda, Stylommatophora, Geomitridae.
GGUUGUGUCCAUUGACAGAAAUCUACCUGCUGUAUGCCAAGCUGGAGAUGGAGCACGGUAUGGCCAGGCAUGCUAUGGCAGUCUACGACAGAGCCACCCGAGCUGUGUUACCAGAGCAACAGUAUGAGAUGUUGAACAUCUACAUCAAGCAGGCAGCUCUGGUCUAUGGGGUCACCCACACACGCAGCAUCUACGAAAAAGCUAUUGAAAUCCUGCCCAAUGAUCAGGCCAGGGAGAUGUGCCUCAGGUUUGCAGACCUGGAGAAGAAAUUGGGUGAAAUUGAUAGAGCCCGAGCUAUUUACGCCCACGGAUCCCAGAUCAGUGACCCAAGGGUGGCGCCACAGUUUUGGGAAUCAUGGAAGGAGUUUGAGAUCAACCAUGGCAAUGAGGACACAGUUCGGGAGAUGCUGAGAAUCAAGAGGAGUGUCCAAGCUACCUAUAACACACAGGUCAACUUUAUGUCAGCACAGAUGGUGGCGGCCCAGAACAAGAAAAAUGAUAUUGGUUCACUCGAGGGAGAUGAGAUGCAGCAGCUGGAAGCAAGAGCACGCCAGUUGGCACGGGAAUCCCUCCAAGAGAAGGCACAGGCUGAGAAAAAGCUUCUGUUUGUCAGAGGCAGCAACACAGAAGAGGAGCUGGGUGACCUCACUAAGACAAACAACCCCGAGGAAAUCAACAUUGAUGAUGAGGAGGAUGGGUCUGAUGAUGAUGAAGAAGUGGAAGAAAUGGAAGUGCAGCAGCAAAAUAUUCCAUCUCAAGUGUUUGGUGGCCUUCAGCACAGUCAUGGUGCUGGCGCAGAUGAUGAUGAUGAUGACUGA